Messenger RNA from Didymodactylos carnosus, 2178 nucleotides. NCBI's taxonomy places the organism in Eukaryota, Metazoa, Rotifera, Eurotatoria, Philodinida, Philodinidae. The record is from the annotation of a GenBank genome assembly.
AUGCACAGACGGCGUUCCUCUGAUUCUCGAGCAAAUGGUUUUUAUGCUACAGAAACUGCAAAACCCAGUGGUGGAUGGAAUCGAGUGAGAAAUGCUUAUACGUCUGGUCAAUUAAGUGGCAUCAGCUAUAUGGGAUCACCUUCGGGACGGAGACGUCGAAAUGCUGCAGCCGAUACGAGUGCUGUUUCGACAACGAAUAAUUCAAAAUGUCAAAAACACCGAUUUUUACAACUGGUUGAACGUGUACGUGAACUUGAGCAUGAAAUUGCUCCCGAACUACAUUUAUAUCAGGGAUCACCAUCAUAUGGCUCAAAUCCAUCAACGUAUUCAUCUCUACCUACACCAAGUUCUACGACAACAGCAGCAUCCUAUCCUCCAUUCGGUACAUUAAUUCAACAUUCUGGUGUUUCAGCAUCAUCGUUACCCCGAAAUGCUUUAUCAUCGCGAAUAGUUGAAAAAGCGCAUCAGAUACCUGAACGUUUCUGGCUAGAUUGGUAUGAAAAGCAAAUGCAAGAGAAAAUUGCUGAACUUGAAUAUAUCCGAGAAAAUUUAGGCUGUAGUCCUCAUUCAUUGCUUAACAGAUAUAAUGUUAUUGAACACCAACAAGAAAACGAUAUACGACGCAAAAGUGUUUUAUUUCUUUACGAAGCACAAAGAUUAGCAAACAAAAGACGACAAUUAUUAGGACGUUCAAAUACAGUCGCAGAAACAAAUUGUACGGUAUCUGAGAAUGAUUUGAAACAAAAUAAUGAAUCAUCUUCUGUAAAAGACCGAGUAUUAAAUAAGACAGCUAAACUAUUGAAAAAAGAAUCGACGAUCGAUAACGAUGGUGACUUUUUAUUUGAGCAAAGAUCAGAUACGAUAUCAGAAAAUUCAUUAAAAGUUGCACCAAUUCUUAACAAUGAUGAUGCGUCGUUAUCAAGAACGAUCCCGGAAGAAAAAGAGAGCCACACAGAUUUGGAUACACACAAACAACUGGAACAAGGACAGCAUACUCCAAAUGUUAAUGGUGAUAUCGAUAAAUCAGAUACAGUAGAACAUUUCUCAUUGGAUCGUUCACAUUUGUCGAUAUCGCUACCGUUCACGUAUACCGAGUGUCGGCCAAAGUUGUUCAAUCCUGAAAAACAUCUACAAGUAGUCAAAAGAUGUACAUUAACUAAGCACCAGAAUUAUAUAGAAAACGUAAUAGAAUGCAGUGAAUCAUAUACACAAAGGGAAAUACCGAAGAAUAUCUCUGUUAGUCAAAAUAGUAGAUCAGAUACCAGUGCAGACGAUAUUGCUCAAAUUAAAAAUGAUCUGAAUAUAAUGAGUAUAUCUUUACAAGGAAAGACACAACCAUCUGGCUUGGAAACACUUUACACAAAAUCGCUUUUUCAUACAACAGUUGAGUUUAGCAAAUCCCAGCUUUCAAAUAUUACCAAGAGUCAAAAAGAAACAUCACUAACACAAUUUGACGAUACAACAACAUCGAAACAUCUUCAUCUGCAUUCAGAUAAUAAUAAACAGUUUUUGUACGAUGAUGAUACCUCACUGCCAGGGGAGAACCCUUCUCCCACUGUUGUUCUAAUUAAUCAGAAUAAUACUUUACCAACAAUACACUCGUUAUACAAGUCACCAAUAGAGGACGGUAGUCAAGCCUAUAAAUCGGAAUUGCCUCAGCAACUCAAUAUAAUUAUGAAGUUCGUCGAUAAUAAUAUAUCUUUAGAAGAAGUUAAGGAAGGAUUAAAUGAACAAUAUUCAAGUAUAUACACAAUCGAAAACAUGGUUGGAACAAUGAACAUAAAAGCAAGAAAUAUUCGCUUUGAUAUGCGAUCAUCUGAUGAGUAUGAAACAAUAUUGAAUAAAGGAAAAUUCCUACUAGCGGGUCGAAUAUUCGAUGUCGAUGAGUUUUUGCCAUCUCCUAAACUACUUAUCUGUAGUCGUUGCAAUUAUCCAGGGCACAUGAAAAAGAAUUGCAAUUCACAGAUCGAUAUAUGCCGACGAUGUGGAGAGGAUCGAAACAAUGGCAUCAAUCAUCAAGAAUGUAUCGUAUGUUGUACACAUCGUGAACAAGAUCAUGAAAUGACAAAUUUUCGAUGUUCGUACGUUAUAGGUUUUCAGGAUGAAUUGCUGAAAAAAUUAAAAAGUGAUAGUCGUCAACUUCCUCCUAAUGUUCGAAAUAUCGAGACCAAAGAGUGA